UGCACAAAUGUCAAAAGUUUGAGAAACACUAGUAUAUCAGUGUCCUGGGACGAAGAGAGGUGCAAGUGUACGGACAGCCUCAUCGUUUCCGCGGAUCAAAUGCUGAUUUAACGCGUGACUUUUUUCCAUGUCGAAGCAACAGUUCCAUAGUUCCAUCGCCUUUUUGACUAUUAUUCGAUAUCUGACGCUCUUCUGGUAUCUAGUUUCAGUUCAGUGCGUGAUCGCGGAAUACAUAUCGGAUAAUGAUAAUGUCGAAAUGGAAUAGAGCUUUGGUGCGAUCGAGUGUGUUAGAGGCGCAUUACGAUGAGUCCAGUGUCAGAGUAGAGCCGGAGAAUGAGGAUAGCAGGAUUGAGCUGGAUCAUGUUGUUCUCUUCCACGAUGAUCUUUAUUCGGGCGUGCAAAUCAAGGAGGCAGACGUCGGACAGCCUUGUAUAGAAUGCGAUAAGUGCGAGGAAGGCUAUGAACCGCACGAUUGGAGAAUUGAACUACUUUCACUGCUGAUGUCACGCUUGCGUGACAUUAAGUUUUUUGCUAGUUGCUGAUGACACACUUGCCUGACAUCUGACCGUUUUUUUUUAUAAAUUUAAAUGUUUUUUUACUGAGUAUUAAUAAAAUUGUCUUGAU
Messenger RNA from Acanthoscelides obtectus, 624 nucleotides. The record is from the annotation of a GenBank genome assembly. NCBI's taxonomy places the organism in Eukaryota, Metazoa, Arthropoda, Insecta, Coleoptera, Chrysomelidae.